GUCCGAUCUGAUCCAGUCCUCGUCGUACUUCUGCGCGAGAUUGGCCAACAUUCGUACUUCGGUCUGUAUGCAAUACCCGCCUAACUUGAUGGAGUCGGGAUAUAUCCCUAAAGCUGGCCUUUUCAGAAUCUCGAUGGAACUGAGGAGAAGGAACACAGGUGUAGAUUCCAAGCUUUAGUGGGAAGAAGGAAAGAACAAACAAACUUGGAAAAUCGCGUUACGUCACGCGUUGUCACACCUUUGACGCGUGUUUCGCGAUCAAUUUCGAGGGUCUCAUUCUCAGACCGCGUUGUCCACUGCACCAGUUCAGUAGUUUCUCCAUCUGUCUUCGCCUUGAAACAUGUCUCUUUGGGUAGAUUUGUACCGUCCUAAAACGCUAGAUGAUCUUCAUUACCAUGAAGGUCUUUCAAAUCGACUGCGUUCACUUGCUGCGUCAGGCGACUUCCCACAUAUGCUCUUCUACGGUCCAUCUGGUGCAGGCAAGAAGACGCGGAUAGCGUGCACGUUAAGAGAAUUGUUCGGAAAGGGCGUAGAAAAGUUGAAGAUCGACCAAAGAGUAUUCAUGACCCCAUCAAGACGGAAGUUGGACGUCAAUAUCGUACAGAGCAACUUUCAUAUAGAGAUCACACCAAGUGAAGUGGGGAUAUACGACCGAGUAGUCAUUCAAGAAAUCCUCAAAGAGAUCGCUCAAACUCAACAAGUGGACAUCAGCGCGAAACAACGAUUCAAAGUCGUGAUUAUCAACGAAGCCGACUCUCUAUCCAGGGAUGCACAAGCAGCCCUUCGGCGAACCAUGGAGAAAUAUAUGUCCAACAUGCGUAUCAUUCUAUGUGCGAAUAGCACGAGUAAACUUAUCGCACCCAUCAAGAGUCGAUGUCUGCUUGUCCGAGUAGCCGCCCCUUCGGAAGACGAGAUUGUGAAGGUGCUACAGUAUGUCGCGAGCAAACAGCCUUUUAGGUCAAUAGACCAAAACGUAGCACGGGAAAUCGCCGAAGAUUCAAAUGGCAAUCUAAGGAAAGCCGUCCUAGUUUUCGAAGCUCUCAAAAUGCAGACGCCAGACCUAAGUGGUCCUCUUACAAUAGCGAAACCAGACUGGGAAACAUACUGCCAGAAAGUGGCGGAUAUGAUUAUUCAGGAACAGUCACCACAACGUGUCAUGGAAGUAAGAUCCAAGCUAUAUGAGCUCUUGGUGCAUUGCAUACCGCCGAAUGUCAUACUCAAAACGAUUGCGGACCACGUUGUGGAUAAGGUGGAUGAGAGUCUGAAAGCAGAUAUCAUUCACUGGGCCGCGAUAUACGAGGUGCGUUUGCGAAACGGCAACAAGAAGAUUUUCCACCUUGAAGCCUGGGUAGUGAAAGUCAUGACAUUGUACAAGCACUUUUUCUUUGGCAUCGAUAUGGACGGGUUCGACUGAGUAUUUUGUAUGUUCUGCUUUCUGUACUUUAUAUCCCCGCUGUGUUACUUGCUUUGCAUAUCAUACCACUCCCAUUUUGCCCUUUGAAGGGAUCGAAAGUGAGAGUUUCAAUGCUCACACCCAAUGGUGAGUGUGACGUCAGAGAAGAGGGCAUCCGAAUUAGGAGCCAAUCAACGUCAUGCAGUUCC
This is a messenger RNA of Somion occarium, 1602 nucleotides long. NCBI's taxonomy places the organism in Eukaryota, Fungi, Basidiomycota, Agaricomycetes, Polyporales, Cerrenaceae. The record is from the annotation of a GenBank genome assembly.